GGCGUGGGAGGGCGUGAGGAACGGCACCGUGGCCCCGCCCUUGUGCCCGCAGCCGGACGCGCCCUCGGACUGGAUGCAGGAGGACUGCCUCUACCUCUCCGUGUUCACGCCGCAGCCCAACCGGACUGACCUCCCCGUGAUGGUGUGGCUUCCCAAGGAGGCUUCAUCAGCGACGCGACGCCCCUGUUCCAGCCGGAGUUCCUCCUGGCGAAGGACGUGGUCCUCGUCGUCCUGCAGCACCGCCUCGGCGUCCUGGGAUUCCUGUCGACCGAGGACGCCGAGCUCCCUGGCAACCUGGGGCUGAAGGACCAGGCGAUGGCCCUUCGCUGGGUGCAGGACAACAUCCGCGACCUCGGCGGA
Penaeus vannamei (Pacific white shrimp) is the source of this 360-nucleotide messenger RNA. The record is from RefSeq and is a predicted model, not a curated record. Lineage: Eukaryota; Metazoa; Arthropoda; Malacostraca; Decapoda; Penaeidae.